This is a messenger RNA of Meloidogyne enterolobii, 768 nucleotides long. Lineage: Eukaryota; Metazoa; Nematoda; Chromadorea; Rhabditida; Meloidogynidae. The record is from the annotation of a GenBank genome assembly.
AUGAGUGUUUAUUCUAUUGCGACUGCAAAUAAAGUAAUGGCUUGUCUUAUUUGCGGUCAAGUCCAACCAAAAAAUUCGUUCUUGUCUCAUAUUUCGGAACAUUUAAAUUAUAAACAACACAAAUGUUUGGAGUGUGAUUUUACUUCGGUUACGCCUGAAGAGAUGGCUGACCACGAGGCAGCUAAUAAUGGACAUACAGCACAAUUUCAUAUUUUGCGAAAUCCUUAUAUGGACAGAGUUUGCCGUUUUAUUUACAAUGAUUGUGAUUAUGGUGAACGCAAUGGGGGUUUGGACAAUGUUCUUAAAAGAAAGUUGGCUAGUUCAAAAGAAGAUGAAACUUCAUCACAACAUAAAAAUAAUUCUGAAACAACAUCACAACAAACACUACAAGCUCAACAAAAUAAUGCGAACAGAGAAGAAUUAUUGUCAAAACAAACAUCUUUAAUACAACAACAAUUAAUUAGAGCAACAACAACGGCUAUAAUGAAAUCUGAACAUUUAAUUAACGAGUUCUCGGCUAAUAAUCCAACAAAAAAUCCAACUCCACAAAGAACAACAGAAUCUCAACCAAUUCCAAAGCCUAAAAAUUCUGAACCUUUGAGAGAACAAAUGCAGAAUGUUGUGGUUCGUAUAAAAAAUGCAAUUUCUGAAGUUUCCCAAUCACAAAACGAACAAAUAAGAACAGGUGUUUCUACAAAUGGAAGUAGUUCUUCUUCUCAUACAGAGACAUUAAAUAGCAAUGAGUGUAUGGUAGGGUUAUUUUAUUAA